GUCAAAGCCUAGGGUUUUCGACAUUUUUAUAUGUAACGUCUUAAACCUCAGCGGGUUUUGGUUCGGCUAGGCGGGUGCAGCCCCUCUCUUGUUUUCCGGAAAUAAAAGUCAGUAAAUUAUUUUGCUCAGCGAAAGUAAUAUCUUAAGAUAACGCAACGAUUCUUUAUUUUCUGAAAACAAAGUCACUUAUCCCCGACGUGGUGUACAUCUGCCGUCGUCUCUGGCCACCGCCUCAUACGGGUUUUCUGCUGUUGUGAAGGCUUAUUUGAGCUUAUAUUAAGGAGGAAAAAUGGAAAAUUCUUGCCCACCUGUAGAGUUGAUGACGGGACACGAUUCAGUGAGCUUGGAAGUCAACGAUAGCAAUGCAUUAAUCUUGCCUACGAAAAGAAGCAAGAAAAGGAAAGUGAAGAAUCAGGGGCUUGAAAGGGUCAAAGAGAAACAAAUCCCCAAAUUGAGUAAAUCUCAGAUAAGAAAGUUGAAGAAGUUGGAGGAGGAGAAAGAGAAAACACUUUUGCUAUCAAAGAGCAUUGAGACAUUGGAGAAAUACAAGAUUCCGGAAGAUGCAUAUUCUUUGCUGCAGUCUUCAAAAACAAUUGGUCGGGCUGAAACAAUGCGGGAAAAACGUAGGAGAGCUAUUCAAUUUUCGAAAGCAGGUUUAGAAGUUCCACAUAGUGACAAAUUUUCUAAUGGGAGGGAGGGCGAUAAUUUGUGUUCUUCUUCUGAACCUGAACUUGAGUUGGAGGAAAUAAAAUCAUGUAAGGAUAUUAGUAAGAAUCACAUCGGGCAACCAAUGAUGAUAGAGAGAGAAGUUGCAAGCCAUGCAUGUGACACAUUGGCAUCAUCUCAGGAGUUGGUUUCUGGUAAGGACCUAGGCCUCAGCUGCAGUCCUGUUCAUACCUUGCCAACUAUGGAGGUUACCCUCAAGGACAACGGUGCACCUUUAGAAGAAGGCAUUAAAACCUGUAUUCCUAAGUUGUCUGUCAAUGAUGGGAGAAAAAGCUCUAUGGUAAUGGGACAUGUUUCUGUCCCAACCGUAGUGCAUGUCUCCAGGCCAGUUGAAAUUGAGAACAAAAGGAAGGAUCUUCCAAUAGUCAUGAUGGAACAGGAAAUAAUGGAGGCUAUAAAUGAGAAUUCUACUGUUAUAAUUUGUGGAGAGACUGGAUGCGGUAAAACCACUCAGGUUCCUCAGUUUCUUUAUGAAGCUGGCUUUGGUUCAAACCGGUCUACUCUUCGAAGUGGUGUCAUUGGUGUUACUCAACCUCGUCGUGUUGCUGUCCUUGCUACUGCCAAGCGAGUUGCUUUUGAACUUGGUCUUAAUUUAGGUAAAGAAGUUGGGUUUCAAGUUAGACAUGACAAGAAGAUUGGGGACAGAUGCUCUAUCAAGUUUAUGACUGAUGGCAUUUUACUUCGAGAAGUUCAGAAUGACGUUUUACUAAAGCACUACUCUGUCAUUAUUCUGGAUGAGGCUCAUGAGAGGAGCUUGAACACAGACAUACUUAUUGGAAUGCUUUCUCGUGUAAUUCAACUUCGUCAGGAUUUGUAUGAGAAGCAACAGCAGAUGGUGCUUUCAGGACAAAGUAUAGGCCCUGAAAACAUGAUACUUCCAUUAACUCUUGUUUUGAUGAGUGCUACACUGCGAGUGGAGGACUUCAUAUCUGGGAGAAGGUUAUUUCUUGUUCCUCCUCCUGUAAUUGAGGUUCCUACUAGACAAUAUCCAGUCACGAUACAUUUCUCGAAGAGAACAGAGCUUGUGGAUUACAUUGGUCAAGCCUUCAAAAAGGUAAUGUCUAUAAAUAAGAGACUGCCACAAGGUGGCAUACUUGUUUUUGUCACUGGACAGAGAGAAGUAGAAUACUUGUGUCGAAGGCUACGCAAGGCUUCUGGGAAGGUGACUGCUAGUAUUUCUAACAGGGACAAAAGUACUGUGGCCACUGCUUCCUCUCAAAUCAACUCGGUUGAGGACAUUGAUAUGAAGGAUGUCAGUGAAGCAUUCGAGAUUAAUGGAGACUCAACCCACCAGCAGACUGACAGGUUCAGCUCUUAUGAUGAAGAUAAGAAUGAUUAUGACGAGGAUGAUUCAGAUGCUUCUUAUGAUUCUGAGACGGAGAGUGAACUGGAAACUUUUGCUGAGGAUGGGAACAAAUUAGAUCAGAAAUCCAUGGAAAAUGGUGAUAACUUGGUUGAUGUAUUAGGAGGGGAUGGAAGCCUUGCUUCACUUAAGGCUGCUUUCGAAGCUUUGGCUGGGAAAAGCAGAUUAGACUCUAAUCCUGAGGGACAAGAGGCUGUCUCUAUUAAUCCAGAGAGCAGCCUAGAGCAACCCUCUGCCCCCAUUGAAAAAAUUAGUGAAGGUAAUAGAAGCCUUAAUGCUGGUCCACUACGAGUUCUACCUCUUUAUGCCAUGCUACCCGCAGCAGCACAACUUCGUGUAUUUGAAGAGGUUAAUGAUGGAGAGCGGCUUGUUGUUGUGGCUACCAAUGUGGCUGAAACCUCUUUAACCAUCCCUGGAAUUAAGUAUGUGGUUGACACUGGGAGAGAAAAGGUCAAGAAUUAUAAUCCUACCAAUGGCAUGGAAUCCUAUGAGAUACAAUGGAUAAGUAAAGCAUCUGCUGCUCAACGAGCAGGAAGAGCUGGAAGAACCGGUCCUGGCCAUUGCUAUCGUCUCUAUUCACCUGCAGUCUUUAAUAACAUACUUCCUGACUUCUCUUGCACUGAAAUAUCUAAAAUACCAGUUGAUGGUAUUGUUCUUCUUAUGAAAUCCAUGGGCAUUGAUAAGGUUGCAAAUUUCCCAUUUCCAACGUCUCCAGGGCCCACUGCCUUGGUUGAAGCAGAGCGUUGCCUGAAAGCCCUUGAAGCACUUGAUAGCAAUGGAAGGUUGACAUCUCUGGGAAAAGCCAUGGCUCAUUAUCCAAUGAGUCCUCGCCACUCAAGGAUGCUCCUUACUGUUAUCCAAAUAAUGAGGAGGGUGAAAGAUUAUGCUCGGGCAAAUUUGGUUCUUGGAUAUGCAGUUGCAGCGGCUGCAGUUUUGAGCUCAACAAAUCCGUUUGUCAUGCAGUAUGAAGAAAGCUACACUCGUUCUGAUGAAUCAAAGCGGGACGAUGUAUCUGAUCGCAUAGAUAGUGAGAAACUUUUGAACAAAAAAGAAAAAUCAAGGAAAAAGAAACUCAGAGAAAUGGCCAAAAUGUCACGUGCUAAAUUCUCUAAUCCUAGCAGUGAUACUCUUACUGUUUCGUAUGCAUUACAGUGUUUUGAGCUUUCAAAAAGCCAAGUAGAAUUCUGCAAUGAGAAUGCAUUACAUCUGAAAACCAUGGAAGAAAUGUCAAAGCUAAGAAAGCAGCUUCUUCAGUUGGUUUUUAAUCAAAAUGUUCAUCGUGAUGUUGAACGGGAUUUCUCGUGGACUCAUGGAACUAUGGAAGAUGUAGAACACUCUUGGAGGGUCUCGUCCAGUAAGAACCCACUUUUACUGAAUGAGGAAGAGCUCCUAGGCCAAGCAAUCUGUGCUGGUUGGGCUGAUAGGGUUGCCAAACUCAUCAGAGGAGUUUCAAGUUCAUCUGAAGGAGAUGGAAAGGUAAAUACAGUUAGGUAUCAAGCAUGCAUGGUUAAAGAAACUGUCUUUCUCCAUCGGUCUUCAUCCCUUUCGAGAUCUGCUCCGGAGUUCUUGGUGUACAGUGAACUAUUACAUACAAAACGGCCAUACAUGCACGGGGCGACAAGUGUGAAAUCAGAUUGGCUUGUUAAAUAUGCCAAGUCUUAUUGCACUUUUUCUGCUCCUCUUCCUGAUCCUAGGCCUUAUUACGAUCCUCAAACAGACGAAGUAUAUUGUUGGGUAGUUCCCACUUUUGGGCCUCACCUAUGGCAACUUCCAAUGCAUAAUUUGCGGAUCAGUAGCAAUGCACAUCGUGCUACAGUAUUCGCAUUUGCUUUGCUCGAAGGCCAAGUAUUACCAUGCUUAAGUUCUGUUAAGCCAUUCAUGUCAGCCUCUCCCGAUAUCAUUUUAAAGCCAGAAUCAUAUGGUCAAAGACGAGUUGGAAAUCUUUUACAUAAGUUGAAGGCAUUGUCAAUCGACAGUUGUGCUCGGUUAAGAGAGACAUGGGAGGAAAAUUCCAGGGCAUUACAUUCAGAAAUUCUUGACUGGUUUCGGGAAAGUUUUCAUAAACAAUUUGCAAGGCUUUGGUCAGAGAUGCUCUCUGAAGUCCUUCUAGAGCCUCAAGAACGUUUCCCCAAGAGAAUUAAGAAAGAGAAAAGGAAAAAAUGAAGUUGCUUAUUUGAAAAUAUCUCUUUUUUUUUUUUUUUUUUUCUGUUUGGCAGAAUCUCAAAGAGCUUAAUCUAACUUGUAAGAGGAAAUAACUAUUCAUGUUAUAAAGCAUUUAUAGAUGAAGAUGAAAAAACUUGAUUAUGUACUAAUAGUCAGUGAAAGCAUUAUAUUCUUAUACUGACUUGCAACUCACGCUGCCGAAUUCAUUUACCAAAUUGACUCUACGACCUUCCUUAACGGGUAAGGCAUGGUUAAAAAUAGGGAUUGUGAAUCAAAUGUGACAUCUAAAAAAGUAUAAUUAUAUG
Molecule: messenger RNA, 4557 nt
Organism: Durio zibethinus
Lineage: Eukaryota; Viridiplantae; Streptophyta; Magnoliopsida; Malvales; Malvaceae
Gene: FAS4
Product: RNA helicase family protein
Biological process (GO): maturation of SSU-rRNA from tricistronic rRNA transcript (SSU-rRNA, 5.8S rRNA, LSU-rRNA)
Cellular component (GO): nucleolus; intracellular anatomical structure
Molecular function (GO): ATP binding; helicase activity; ATP hydrolysis activity
Source: RefSeq, a predicted model, not a curated record